Messenger RNA from Clupea harengus (Atlantic herring), 2536 nucleotides. Its product is annotated as tripartite motif-containing protein 16-like. Bases 49 to 1815 code for a protein of 588 amino acids. The record is from RefSeq and is a predicted model, not a curated record. Gene Ontology annotation, molecular function: zinc ion binding; serine-type endopeptidase activity. Gene Ontology annotation, biological process: proteolysis. The transcript is spliced from 8 exons. Lineage: Eukaryota; Metazoa; Chordata; Actinopteri; Clupeiformes; Clupeidae.
UUUCUCUCAGUGUGCUUGUGCUUUUGGUUUUGAGAGAAAGCAAACAAAAUGGCAGAGGCUAUUUUAAAGAAAGAAGAGGACUCCUUCACAUGUCCAGUCUGUCUAGAUCUGCUGAAGGAUCCAGUGUCUAUUCCCUGUGGACAUAAUUUCUGCAUGAGGUGCAUUGAGGGCUGCUGGGAUCAGAGAGGAGUCUACAGCUGCCCCCUGUGCAAAGACACCUUCACUCCCAGACCUAAAAUAAAAAAAAAUGCUCUGAUUGCUGAAAUGGUGGAGACAUUUAUGAUGACCAGAAUCCAAGCUUCUCCUAUUUCUCCCUCUAAUGCCGGACUUGGAGAUGUGGAGUGUGACGUCUGCACUGGGAGAAAACUCAAAGCUGUGAAGUCCUGUCUGGAAUGUCUGGUGUCAUACUGUGAAACUCACUACAAAGCUCACAAUGAACUUAUUCCUGGACGAAAACACAAGGUGAUUGAUGCCACAGGCCAGCUACAGGACAGGAUCUGCUCUCAUCAUAAGAAGGUUUUUGAAAUAUUUUGUCGAACCGAUCAGAGUUGUAUCUGCUAUCUGUGCACGAUGGACAAACAUAAAGGCCAUGACACAGUCACUGCUGCAGCAGAAUGGACAGACAAACAGAGGCAGUUGGGGCAGACCCAGAGGAGAUUCCAGCAGAGAAUCCAGGAGAGAGAGAAGGAGCUGCAGGAGCUGAGGAAGGCUGUGAAGACUCUCAAGAGCUCUGCACAGACAGCAGUGGAGGACAGUGAGAGGAUCUUUACUGAGAUGAUCCGCUCCAUUGAGAGAAGGCGCUCUGAGGUCAAAGAGCUGAUCAGAGCUCAGGAGAAGGUUGAGGUGAGUCGGGCUGAAGGACUCCUGAAGCGACUGGAGCAGGAGAUUGCUGAGCUGAAGAGGAGAGAUGCUGAGCUGGAAGAGCUUUCACACACAGAGGAUCACAUCCAUUUCCUCAAGAAUUUCCCGUCAAUCAGAGACUCUCCUCACUCUAAAGACUUUCCCAACAUGACCUUCAACCAAAGCUUCUCUUUUGAGGCUAUGAAGGAAUCUGUCUGUGCAGUGAAGGUGCAGCUGGAGGAGAAACUGGAUGACAUCUUCAGGCAGGAAGUAGUCAGGAUAUCUGCAGCAGUGACGAAUAUCCAGAUCAUCCAGUCUUUAGAAUAUGCUGAUCCUGAGCUCCCAGUCAGAAGAUCAAACAGUAAGGAGAAUCUGCCAUCAAACAUGUCAGAAGUCCAGGCUGUUUUUCCUGAACCAGCGACCAGAGAGGAGUUCUCACAGUACUCCUGUCACUUCACACUGGAUCCAAACACAGCACACAGAAACCUCCAUCUGUCUGAGGGGAACAGGAGGGUGGAAAGGAGAGAUGAGGUGCAGUCAUAUCCUGAUCAUCCGGAGAGAUUUGAUGAGAUGUAUCAGGUGCUGUGUAGAGAGAGAGUGUCUGGACGAUGCUACUGGGAGGUUGAGUGGAGUAGGUGGGUUUAUAUAUCAGUCUCAUAUAAAAGCAUCAGCAGGAAAGGAAGGGGUAAUGAGUGUGGGUUUGGAUAUAAUGAUCAGUCCUGGAGUCUGAUCACCUCCAGCAGCAGCUCCUCUUUCUGGCACAAUAAUAAAGAGACUAAACUCCCUCUAGUGGCCAGCUCCAGAAUAGGAGUGUAUGUGGAUCACAGGGCAGGAACUCUGGCCUUCUACAGCGUCUCUGACACAAUGACCCUCGUGCACAGAGUCCAGACCACAUUCACUCACACUCUCUACCCUGGGUUUGGGUUUGGGUUUGGGAUUGCGUAUGUGUUUGGUUCAUCAGUGAAGCUGUUGUGACUGAGAUGUACAGAUGCUGAAUCCAGACUACAUUCACCCAGCCUCUCUACCCUGGGUUUAGGGUUAGACAUUAGAUCGACAGUAAAGCUGUUGUGACUCUGGUGUGGAGUGCUGGGGUGACCCCACGUAUUGGCAGGUGUACCGCACUGGUGUGGUGGUGGUCUGGGAAGAAAACAAUGCUCAGCAGACGACAUCUGAGCUGAACUUAGAAUUUAUUUACAACCCAUGAUGAAUAAAAUGCAAAUAAAAACAGAAAGAACCUAUUUGUUAAAUUACCUUUUUUGUAUUAGAUUAUCUUGAUUACAGUUUUUCGCGAUAGCUUACACACUAUAACUGGGCCUCUCAACUAAACAUCCCAAACCAUGAUGCCAUCUACCAAAAGACAGACUAAUUUCCCAAAACUAUAAACACUAUCACCCUGUUUUCACACAUGAUUCAGAUUUGUUGAACUUUUUGUGCAAAACUCUACACACAAAUCCCUUCAUAUAUCACUGGCUGCACCAUGUGCUCAUAUAGUAAGCACUGGCAUUCAAUUUAAUUAACUGAAGUCAUCACAGCUCAAACCCAACUAUCACACAAUUCCCCAGGUGGAAACACUAAGAGUCAAAAGUGGUCGUACACCAAUCAGAACCUCAGGGUAGGUAGAUUAAUGGGCCAUGGGUCACUUUACUUGUGUUGGAACAAUAGAUCCACAAAGACCACAAAGUACAAACUGUUUUCC